Messenger RNA from Astyanax mexicanus (Mexican tetra), 3137 nucleotides. RefSeq names its product T-box transcription factor 15 (gene tbx15). The record is from RefSeq and is a predicted model, not a curated record. The transcript is spliced from 8 exons. Gene Ontology annotation, biological process: regulation of transcription by RNA polymerase II; cell fate specification; positive regulation of DNA-templated transcription. Gene Ontology annotation, cellular component: nucleus. NCBI's taxonomy places the organism in Eukaryota, Metazoa, Chordata, Actinopteri, Characiformes, Acestrorhamphidae. Gene Ontology annotation, molecular function: RNA polymerase II cis-regulatory region sequence-specific DNA binding; DNA-binding transcription factor activity, RNA polymerase II-specific. The coding region runs from base 339 to 2174 and encodes 611 amino acids.
CAGAAGUGAGUAUCAAUCAGAGGGAGGAAGGGGAGACACAGAGAGAGAGAGACAGAGAAACAGCGAGCGCGCGGAGCGACAGAACGCGAAAUAUAGGAGAGGGAAAGUCCAGAAAGGACAAAAACAGAAAGGACACAAAGAGAAAGAAAAAGAGAGGAGAGGAAACGGCCGCUGCUCCUCAGGAAUGGCCUCUGACGCUUCCAGGCGCCUUCAAAGUUCGAUCUAGACUCUCGUUUUGGAUUACUCACGCUGGAAAGUUGGGCUCGCGCUGAGAGUGUGCAGGCAUUGUUUUGCGUGUGUGAGCGUGAGCGAGUGUCUGCGUGUGCGUGGAGGAAGAGAUGAGUGACCGCAGGCGCUCGGCCGCCGCGCUGAGCUCCAGAGCGCACGCGUUCUCCGUGGAGGCCCUGAUCGGCUCCAACAAGAAGCGCAAGCUGCGGGGUUGGGAGGACAAGGAGCUCCAGCAGCUCUCCAUGGAGAGUCUCACCACCAACGGACAGCUGGAAGACGCCGAGGACCCCGCGCACUGUCUGGAUAUGGACCCGGACUCGGCGGGUAGUCCGGGUUCGGAGGGCGACUGUGUGGAGCCCGUUGUUGAGGGGGGCGUCUCUGGUUCGUGCUGCGACCCACCGGCCUCUGCCUCCAUGGAGGAGAUCCAGGUGGAGCUGCAGUGCGCGGACCUGUGGAAGCGCUUCCACGACAUCGGCACCGAGAUGAUUAUCACUAAAGCGGGGAGGAGGAUGUUUCCAGCCAUGAGGGUAAAAAUAUUGGGCCUAGACCCUCAUCAGCAGUAUUACAUAGCCAUGGAUAUUGUACCUGUGGACAACAAGAGAUACAGGUAUGUCUAUCACAGCUCAAAGUGGAUGGUGGCAGGAAAUGCAGACUCUCCUGUGCCUCCACGCGUCUACAUCCACCCGGACUCACUGGCUUCUGGAGAUACGUGGAUGAGACAGGUGGUCAGCUUCGACAAGCUGAAACUCACCAACAAUGAGCUGGAUGACCAGGGUCAUAUCAUUCUGCACUCCAUGCACAAGUAUCAGCCCCGUGUCCAUGUGAUCCGGAAGGACUUCAGCAGCGAGUUGUCUCCGACUAAACCCGUGCCGAGUGGGGAAGGAGUGAAAACCUUCAGCUUCCCAGAGACAGUUUUUACCACAGUUACGGCUUACCAGAACCAACAGAUCACCCGGCUAAAGAUUGACCGCAACCCGUUUGCUAAAGGCUUCCGGGACUCGGGGAGAAACAGGACCGGCCUGGAGGCCAUCAUGGAAACGUAUGCCUUUUGGAGACCACCUGUGAGGACUCUUACAUUUGAGGAUUUCACUAACAUGCAGAAACAGCAAGGAGGCAGCACUGGCACCUCUCCCACUACCUCCAGCACUGGUACGCCGUCUCCAUCGGGUGCAGCACAUCUUCUGUCCCCCUCCUGCUCUCCACCCACCUUUCAUCUCGCACCAAACACCUUCAAUGUGGGCUGCAGGGAAAGCCAGCUGUGCAACCUGGGCCUGUCUGAGUAUCCCGCCUGCGCUCGGAGCAACAUGGCCGCUUUGCAGGGCUACGGGGGACUGGCCGACGGCUCCUACGGCCGCCUCCAAACGGCAGGGGGCAGCGUGACCUCCGGACAACCAUCAGACUCCUUCCUGCCUCAGAGAACUUCCUCUUUAAUAGCAGCAGGCAUGCAGAGUAGCCCUCACGGCUCGCUGGGCACCAGCAGUAACAGUGGAAGCAGCGGCGGCAGCAAGAUGGACGCUUAUGGGGGCCAGCUGGCAUCUUUUCCUGCCUCCCAGCUCCAGUAUGUCAUGCAGGCAGGGGCGGGCUCCGCCUCUGGCUCCUCCUCUUCCCCGGGAACCUCCCCUUCCUCUGCCCACAUGUUCACUGGGAGCCAUCAUCACAUGCAGCAGGGCUCGUAUAAUGCCUUUUCCUUGCACAACCCCUACAACCUGUAUGGAUACAACUUCCCAGCCUCGCCGCGCCUGGCAGCCAGCCCGGAGAAACCUCAGGCCGGCCUGCUGUGCUCUUCCUCUUCUGCUGGGGCCUUCGCUGAGCGCCAGUACCUAUCCGGAAGUGGCAUGGACAGCAUGCACAUGAUAGGAAAUCCCACCAGCAGCCAGCAGGGGGCUGCGGCCUGCGACGGCCGUCAGUACGGCUCCUCCUCUCAGAUGUCCAUGCACAUGGUUUAAAAGGAAGAAAAAAAGAGUUAUGUGCACCAUCACAGCAAGCGGCCAUAGCUAUUCAUUUCCAAGUUCUCAUGGAAUUUAAUUCUAUUUUAAAUUUAAUCAGAUUUCUGGGGUAUUUUUUUGAAGAGUAUGCCAACUUGCCAUUGGUUGGAGAGCCAAUCCUUUAAAAUCUUUAAAAGCUGACUUUUAAAAAAGGGAACUCAUCAUGUCAAAAUGUGCAGGCCCUAAAUUUCACUAAAUAGAAUGAAAUCUGUUAUUUAUGUGUUUUUCUUCCGUGAUUUAUGCCAAAUGGACCUGCCCUUUUUAUUGUCACAUUUUCCAACCUCAAACAAAGUCUCUGCCUUAUGAGGUGCUCUUGUCUUGAAAGAUUCUGUUGAGAUUUGGUGCAAUAAUGGACUCAGUGAAUCAUUCUUAUCUCAAGUAGCAUAUACGAACAAGGGACACCUUAAACCAACAUUGUCUUUGUAUGUUUGUUUGUUUGUUUUUGUUUUAAUUUUGUGUAUUGGGUAAUUAAAUAGAUCACAUUUACUGCAGAGAUUAAUACUGGCAGAGAACUGGAAAAAAGAACUGGUGUCCCCCAACUAAAGGGAUUGAAACGAAAGGAGAACUUGAAUAGGGUUCAACGAGAUGAAGGACAAUGCAACCAGAAACCCUGAGCACACUAAGCAUACAGUCAAUGCCAACACAAAAGGUAUCUUUUGUGGUAAAGUUCACCUGAAGGACACUGGUGCACAGUGGAUUUUGCAGAAUGUUGCUAUUGGCCUAUUUAAUCAGAAAUUGCGUAUCAUAUUUCGAGUGGAUUACUUUUGUAAACGUAUAAGUAACGGAGAGUGCACGCGAGACACUAUGUUUUCAUGUUGUGUGGAUAAACUAGGAAACCAGAGUAAUAAAAAUAUGUUUUGAAGUGUUGUAGAUAACAAAGUAUUUAAGUGCUAAGUGACAAUAUAGUUAUAUGGCCAGUUUAUG